AUGCAACAUGAAUCCAACGAGGAACAUGUCGAUUCUCGAACUGAAGCUAAUUAUCACGCCAAGAAAUUCUAUAAUCAACGCAAUAUGAUCUUAAAUAGAACAUACGUACUCAUAGUAGAACUUUUGAGAAGCGAAGAUCAACUUGAGGCCGUCAAAAAACAGGCUGUCAAUCAAUCCAAGGAAUACUUGCGCCUCAAUGACUCAGAAGGCAAUUUAAAGAAAGAAGUCGAAAAACUAUCUGAGGAAUUAGAGGCUGAAAAAAAACGAACAAGAGAUUUUGAUACUUUGAAAAAACAGGCCGACCAACAACAUAAAGAAUAUUUGCGACUAUCUGAUUCAUAUAACGAACUUCUGAAAGAAAAGGAAAAUCGCAACGAAGAUAAAAAAUCUGCAUAA
Acaulospora colombiana is the source of this 396-nucleotide messenger RNA. NCBI's taxonomy places the organism in Eukaryota, Fungi, Glomeromycota, Glomeromycetes, Diversisporales, Acaulosporaceae. The record is from the annotation of a GenBank genome assembly.